GCGGGGCUUUGGCUUUCUGCCCUAGGCCCCAGUGAGUCUAAUGCUGGCCCUGCUUGGAGGCCCCCCUGAAACCUGCUCGAGACCCCCUAGGGGCCCCCGGUUGAGAACUACUGCUGUAAGCAAAGGGGCUGCCUGGCCCCUGGGUGCGCUCACGGGCCCUUCGGAAGAGCGGGGCGCUUGCUUCCCUUGGCUCCGUGCAGCAAGACAGGGGCUUUCCGUAUCACUCUGCUGUCGUCAUCGCUUGAUUUGUCCAGCGACCUUCACCGCACUGCUCACAAACAAUGAGCUAAUUGCAGCCCAUCCGAUUGCAUCAUCCGCCUUUCUAGCCCGGGGCGGGGGCCCAAGGACGGUGAUUAAACAACUCCUAAUCGCCCUGCUAUGAGACUGAGAAUUGCUCUGGUUCUGAUGCCCUCUGGGCAGGUAGCCACCUCCUCCUGAUUCAACACUGGCACCUCCCAGCAGACCUGUCAAGCCCUGGCUGGCCAGCAGCCGUAUCGCUGUGUUCCUUCCCGGGCUGGCUGCACGGACAGUUUCUUCUACCACUGACGUCAGGGUGCGGAGCUGGGCACCCGCCACUCCUUAUCAGGGCUCUCUUGUUGUUGUAACCCAUUGUAACCCGGCGGGCCGUGUGCUGGGGGGUGUGGCGGGGGAGGAGACGGCAUGCGGAGGGUAGCUCGAACAAACAGAUCUGUUGCAUCAGCUGGCGGGGCGCCAGGCCUGCUGCAGGAAACAGAUCGAGCCCUUCUCGAGCUGGGUUUCUAUUGGUUCCUCCCCAAAGCCCUGGGGAGCUCAGAGAGGUGGGGCAAUCGCGCUGUUAACGAUCGAGCGCAGCCAGUGCUGACAGCCCUAGGAAGAUGAGACGGGCUCUGCAGGGCGUUCGCUGCACCAGGGACUGCAGAGAGGCGAGCUGGGCAACAGGCUUGCUCCAGGGCGCAAAGCAUGGGUGCCUGAGCUCGGCAGUUCCCGGGGCCUGGCUCUGCCCUCGGCCUCGGCUGCCUUUGGCUAUAAUUAGUCCAUGUUUGUAUUGAACCUAGAAACCACAGCCCUGGACCAGGCCCUCGUUACACUAGGUGCGGUACAAACAUACCAAGAGAGUCCGUGCCCCAGGGAGCUUGCAAUAGAAGGGUAUUAGUUCCUCCCGGCUUUAUAGGGUCUUUUCCCAGCAUUGCCACGGCUGACUCGGCAGGACUCUAGGCACUUAGCUUACCCUCUUGUCUAAUAUGGGGGUGACUGGUCCUGACUUCCUGGGGGGCUUUGUGGCCUGAUGACUGUAACGUGCCUCUAGGCCUGUAGAUAAAAGGAGCUGCCUGUGUAAUCCCUAGCGCUCUCUAAGAGCUAAGUGGUAUUACUGUGUGCAGAGCAUUGUUCUCCAUGCUUGUUACUGAAGAGCCCCAAAACAAAGCCAUUGUUCCCUGUAGCCCAGACCUCCCGAACUCCUGCCCCUGCCGGCAGUGGGGCGGCUGGAGGGUUAGGGGGCAAUCGGUGUGUUGAAAUGACCCUGAUGCGAGCGGUGACCUCGGGGGACGGGCCUGGAUGGUUAGCUGGGAAGCUUGUGCUGUUAGCACUUGGGUCGGGGCAGUUGCCUGCCUGACCCCCAUUGUGACCCACGAUAAAUGGGGAUGGGAGCCUCCUGGGGCAGCUGCAUUCUCAGCGUCUCUCUCUCUCUCCCCGCAGAUCCUGCAGGAGGGCACGGAGCGGGCCCAGCGGCAGCUCUUCAUUGAGGCCUUCGUCUCUGCCGGGAGGGUGGAUAACAUCACCAUGGUGAUGGGGCUGCACCCGGAGUACCUGGCCAGCUUCUGGAAGACACAGUACCUGCUGCUGCGCCUGGAUGGGCCCUUGCCUUACCACAAGCGCCACUACAUCGCCAUCAUGGCAGCGGCCAGGCACCAGUGUUCCUACCUGGUUGGCUUCCACGUGGCGGAGUUCCUGAAGGUGGGCGGGAACCCGGGCUGGCUACAAGGCCUGCACUGUGCCCCCCAGAAACUGAGGAACCUCAACGAAAUCAACAAGAUCCUGGCUCACCGGCCCUGGCUCAUCACCAAGGAGCACAUAGAGGCCCUCCUGAAGACAGGCGAGAACAGCUGGUCCCUGGCAGAGCUCAUCCAGGCCCUGGUGCUCCUCACGCACUACCACUCGCUCGCCUCCUUCGUGUUCGGCUGCGGCAUCAACCUGGAGACCGACCAGGAGGGGGGGCAUGCCUUCCAGCCACCUUCGCCACGCAGCUGCGACAGCAGCCCAGCCUCCGAGGACGGAGUGAGCGGCUCCAGCGGCAAAGAUGCCAUGCAGGAGGUGGAGGUGCUGAUGGCGAGGAUGAAGCUGCUUCAGGAGUGCCAGCUGGAGGAGGAGGGGGUCACACAGGAGGAGAUGGAAACCCGCUUCGAGCUGGAGAAGACGGAGAGCUUGCUUGUGGCCCCUUCGGUCGACAUUGCUGAGCACGCUCUGCCUCCCAACGUCCUGUGCUUCGUGGAGGAUCCGGAGUUUGGAUACAAGGAUUUCACGAGGAAAGGAGAGCAGGCCCCACCCACCUUCCGAGCUCAGGAUUACACCUGGGAAGACCACGGCUACUCGCUGAUUAACCGCCUGUACCCUGACAUGGGGCAGUUGCUGGAUGAGAAGUUCCAGGUCGUCUACAACCUGACCUACAACACCAUUGCCAUGCACAGCGGGGUGGACACCACCAUGCUCCGCAGGGCCAUCUGGAAUUACAUUCACUGCGUCUUCGGCAUCAGAUACGACGACUAUGACUACGGGGAGGUGAACCAGCUCCUGGAGCGCAGCUUGAAAGUCUACAUCAAAACCGUGGCCUGCUACCCAGAGAAAGCCACCAGGCGGAUGUACACCCACUUCUGGAGACACUUCAAGCACUCCGAGAAGGUGCACAUGAACCUGCUCCUGCUGGAGGCCCGGAUGCAGGCGGCCCUGCUGUACGCGCUGAGAGCCAUCACCCGCUACAUGACCUGACGGGGCUGCGCUCCCCACGCCCUGCCAGGGACGUGCCGCACUGCAGGGGAGCCUGACUUCACCGUGGGUUUGGGGUCCGUCGGGAAAUACUCUGGGCCCCCUGGAGCGAUGGGCCCAGGGGGCUCCUCCCCCCACUCUCCCCGGGGCCGUUAGACACCGAACUGCUCAGCCCCUUCCCCAUGUAACGAAGAACCGCCUCCGCCAUGCCCAGUGUUCCCAUGGAUACUGCCCGGCAGGAGCCGUCCUGGGGCCUGUCAGCCGGGCCGCCGGCCGGGGCCGAACUCCACAGCAGGACUCCUGCGCUGCCGUGAAGCGGACGUGCCUUUAUAGUGUUAGCGUGUAACGAAAUCAGACUGAGCUCCCUCCCUCCCUCGCUGGCUGCUGCCCCCUCUGUGCCGCGCACGCCCGUCCUGAGGCUGGUGACUAGUGCAAUGGACAGCAGAGAACGGAGCUGCCGGGCCUGGGGCUGCUGAGGGGAAGGGAAGGGCCUUGCCUCGUACCAAAGGGCGCUCUGCCGGCGGGCUUACCCGGCUCCCACGAACGUGCGUCUCUCUUCUCCCUGCCCCCAUGGCCCGGCGUGGCCUCUCUGCGUGUGUUGAUGUAAGGCUGAGAGCCAUCCCGCCGGGCACUGGCAGUUUCCCACGGGGCCUGGUGGGGAGGGCCAAGGGCACAAAUUCCCCCAGCCCCAUGCUGCUGCCAUGGCCACCACACUACAUUUCUUCUUGGCCGAGUGUCCCCUGCUCCUGCUCUCCAGAGCUCUGCUGCACUGAACGUCUUUGGGCUGGGGAUGGAGGGAGAUGGGGGCACGGGUGGGAUGCCCCAGUCUGUGGGGCUGUUCUGCACAGCCCCUGCCUCAAAGGGCGGGCAGGCGCUUGUCCGGGUAGGGUAACCUGAAGCCCACGGCCUCUUGCUCAGUGCUCAGCCCUGCAGAUGCACCCCAGUCGGGCCGUGCGCUGGGUGUGAGCGUCUCUGCCCGGGCAGUAGAGUUUGGGCCGGAAGCGCCUGCUGUCAGGGCCUGGGGGAGAGCCCCUGUGGACGUGAUCCCCUGCACUGCUGACAGGGGUCUCCAGUUCAGGGCUUGGAAGUGCCCAGUAGAAGCAGGUCUUGUCUGGGGGUGGCAGGCUGCAGCAACCUGGGCGCGUUUGUCUUGCACAUAUCCUGUGCCCUCAUGGUUCAUGGCGUGUGCAACUCUGGCUCCCCUUCUUCUGCUCAGCGCGGUGGGGGAGGGGGGGGGGUCUGUACCAUGUGUGCAGAGAGCUAAAGGGUGAAACCUCCCCAGAACGUGUGUCCCUCCCGCUCCUGGCACCAGGCCGCCCUAGCCACGCACGGAGGUUCGAAACUGUGAAGCAAACCUGGAGGCUGCUCUCUUCACCUCUUGCUACUUGUACCUGGCUUCGUCCUGAAACCAGCCUCAUCCGCUCGCCCCACCCACCUCCGUCCCCUCUCUCAAGUGUCCCAGGUUUCAGCCCCCGCGUUACCUAUGUCCCUCCCAUGUCAGGCACCCUGUCCUCUGUGCUGCUGAAAAGUCUUGUCUCCGAAAUAGCCCUUGCUCUGAGGUCCUAGGAUGCAGGCGGUGUGUGCUGGAGGUGGGGAGCAUACACUGUGUGAUGCUUUCUGAACGAGGCCUUUUUCUUUGUGCCCGUCGUUUUGGGUCUGUUUUGCUCAGUGUCCCAUGUCUGUUCUUGGUAGGUCGAGAGGCCCUGAGGGUAAAUUCACCCUCAACGAGGCCUAUGUCCCACUUACCUCCCUCUGUUCUGAAGCGGGUCGUAGGUGGUGCAUCAGCCUAAUGCUAGAACCUCUGCACGUGGGUGAGUUUCCCUCCUCUUGCCAAAGACAGAGGGACCAUUUGCCUCUUGAGUCCACCCAGGAGGGCUGUGAGCAGCUCCACUGUGGACUCCACACCAGAACCAGCCAUUCAUUGCAGGAGUCAAACUGGGUGGGGAUUUUCAGGGUCUUUCUUAAUUGUUGUCAAUAUUUCAAUUAGCUAGAAACACAAACGAAAUCAGCCGGACUUGCCGGCUGCUGCAAGAGAGACUGCAAAGAGGGCAAAUGCUUCUGGGGUGAUGUCCACUUAGAACCAGGCAUAGAGCAAUUGAAACUUACGACUCACUUUUUCUGCCCGGGGGCAGAUCUUCUCUGGUCACGUUCCUUUUUUUUGGAAAGCAUUACACGGUGCAGGAUAUCGCGUGUGUUCUACAUGCUGCAUUGUAAAGCAAGGACGAUGUACACGCACCCUUGGGGUACAAUGCACGUGUGUAAUACGUAUGUGUAUAAUAUAUACACUCCAUUGUAAAGCAAGGUUUGUGUACAAACAGCCCUAUGUUUGUGUAUUUUUUAUUUUAUUUUUUUACACACACACACACACACACCCCUUGCUCUUGCAAUGCAGUGUGGGUGUCUCCUUUUCUCUGGCUAGAGGCAAUCCCUUUUCACAAGCGUGGGACCUCUCUUCCCUCACUGUAGCACUGCACAUUCUAGCAGCUGAUGCGCUGUGAACUCAAGACGGUUAGCACUGUUUGAGAUGGGCUGCCCCUGCUCCUUCAAGCCGGCUUCUCUUUCCCACGCCCGUGUGCGAGGUGACGUGCUUGCCCUGCUGGCAGGCUUGCACAGGGUAAGCUCUGGACAGCAGUAUCUAUUUGGGUUUGUGAAGUUGGCCAGACCCCGUAUGCCAAUAGGGAGGGAUGGGAGACUGCAGUGUGUGAGACUUUGGAGGGGCGGGGGGAGGGGUGAAGCAGAUGUCUGUAGCUUUAUCCAGAUGUGCCACAGCAUUUCACACUCGUGCAGGUCACUGUGAAAUGCCCACUGUCUGAGCUUUGCCGGUCGGCAGCCGUUCCCUCCUUCCCACUCUUGCUUUCCCUGGAGUGACUAGUGUGUGGAGCUGACAGCCCCGCCUGUCGCUGUGGUGAAGGACCGGUCGCAGAGCCGUCAUUCUGUGUAAGUUAUUGUUUUCGGAUGGGUUUCCUCCCAAGUGGGGGUGAAAAUGCUGAUUGUUGUGACUUUGUUGCCAAUUCUGUUUUGAUGAGAAAUAAAGUUGACUUUUAUUUCCCAAA
This is a messenger RNA of Chrysemys picta bellii (western painted turtle), 6011 nucleotides long. The record is from RefSeq and is a predicted model, not a curated record. Lineage: Eukaryota; Metazoa; Chordata; Testudines; Emydidae.